Aureococcus anophagefferens is the source of this 1077-nucleotide messenger RNA. RefSeq lists its product as hypothetical. The coding region runs from base 25 to 807 and encodes 260 amino acids. The record is from RefSeq and is a predicted model, not a curated record. Gene Ontology annotation, cellular component: Cdc73/Paf1 complex. The transcript has 13 exons. Lineage: Eukaryota; Pelagophyceae; Pelagomonadales; Pelagomonadaceae. Gene Ontology annotation, molecular function: RNA polymerase II C-terminal domain phosphoserine binding; DNA binding.
GGACUCAAAGUAGUUUCUUAUACGAUGUCUGGCAAGCGGAUUCGCGGGGGGAAGCCCCCAAUGGCGCAGAAGCGGCACCGCGCGGAGUCCGAACCCCGCGAACAAGAUACGGUGCACAAGAAGACAGCAAUCGAGUUAGCCAUGGAGGAGGCCGAUGAGUACGAACGGCAAAAGGAAACCGAACAGCGACGCCUGCAGCAACUGAAAUUGCUGUCAACGCAUAGAACUCUGAAUUUGCAGCAUUCGCAAUUGCGGUCUGCGCUAGGACAGUCAUCUAAAGCAUACAGACGCGAUGAACAGUCUGACGAUGAACAGUCUGAUGCCUCUCCAGUUCCCUCCAACACGGGACGGCCGAACAUGCUUGGCAUUGCAGGGGAAGAAGAGGUUUGUGUGCCAACAGAAGAACCGGAAGACGUGGUUUCAAGUGAUGAAGACCCACCACUCUCAAGUGGCGCCAUAGGCAAGCUCCGCCUGCCCCGGAGUUUACUCGAAAAGUGGGUCGAAGAACCUUUUUUUGAAAAGGCGGUCAUUGGAUGUUAUGUUCGGCUUGGAAUUGGUAAGGCACCAGGCCCCCAUGGAGAAGCACAAUACAAGGUCUGUGAGAUUAUUGGCGUUGAGGAAUACAAACACUCUUACCCGUUUGGUGAGUUUGAAACGAAGAAAGCAUUGAUGCUUCGAAUCGGUCGAAACCAACGACUUUGGCGCAUGAAUGUCAUAUCAAAUCAUCGGUUUGCCGCUGCUGAAAUAGAUGAGUGGCGAAAUGUGAGACCAACCAGAAGCUUAUCGACUUCCGCAGAAUCAGGAUGAAGAUGAUGAACCUUCCGUAUUCCAGCGUCGCGCCACCAAACCAAUCAUGUGAGCGGUCUUUGAGAUUAGGAAGGACACAGAGAAUAUCUGAUGCGGCAAGUAGUGGCAGCGGCAAGUCGUUGUGAUGCUCGUUCUGUGAGUGGCGCUGCGAGCUCCAUCGCGCUAGUGCCCAGGGCCAUGGCACCAAUUUCAUCACGAAAGCUCUGUCCUAGUGCACGCAGUUCUUGAUCAAUCUGAUCGAGUACUGUCACGAUGAAGCCAACAAGGGGC